This is a messenger RNA of Orussus abietinus, 414 nucleotides long. RefSeq lists its product as uncharacterized. Bases 1 to 345 code for a protein of 114 amino acids. The record is from RefSeq and is a predicted model, not a curated record. The transcript has 2 exons. Lineage: Eukaryota; Metazoa; Arthropoda; Insecta; Hymenoptera; Orussidae.
AUGGUAAAUUCAUGUCUCAAGGGCAGUACACCACCUCACGUGCUCUAUUGUGUCUACGAUUGUUUGGAGACCGAAGUCAGUUGGAAUCGAGAAAGCAUGAAAUUUUUGGGAAUCUGGCCCGAUCCUAAAUUAUUGAGAGAUACCGACGAAAAAUGGGAUUUUUGCAAAUGUCUCUUCCUCGGGGUCACGAUCAUCUUCUUCGUCACCAUUCCUCAGGGUCUGAGAUUAGUGGAGGUCCUGGAUGACUUGGACGAGGUCAUCGAAAUCCUAAUGAAGGUGUUUCUGUCAUUUAUAGUAUGCAUCGUCAAGCUGUUCUACAUGUGGCUGAACAAAGAAGGUAGUUGAAAAAUAAUUUUGGAAAGUGCAAUUAAAUCUCCUCUUAAGUGGGAUCUUCCACAAAAAGAUCUCCUUUAA